Enterobius vermicularis (human pinworm) is the source of this 909-nucleotide messenger RNA. Lineage: Eukaryota; Metazoa; Nematoda; Chromadorea; Rhabditida; Oxyuridae. The record is from the annotation of a GenBank genome assembly.
AGAUUUUCAAGGCAAAUAGAAACACUAAUGAAGUGCGAAUGCAUAUCCGAACAAGAAGUAAAGUCACUUUGCGCUAAAGCUAGAGAAAUCCUUUUACAGGAAGGCAACGUUCAAGUUGUCGACUCUCCUGUUACGAUAUGUGGCGAUAUUCACGGUCAGUUUUAUGACCUAAUGGAACUUUUUAAAGUAGGAGGACAAGUGCCGGACACUAAUUAUUUGUUCUUAGGUGACUUUGUAGACCGAGGGUUUUACUCAGUUGAGACCUUUUUGCUUUUACUAGCUUUAAAAGUUCGGUAUCCUGAUAGGAUGAUGCUUAUUCGGGGAAAUCACGAAUCUCGUCAGAUCACUCAGGUUUACGGGUUUUAUGAUGAAUGCCUUAGGAAGUACGGAUCCUCUGCAGUUUGGAGGUGUUGUACAGAAGUUUUUGAUUGUUUGAGUUUAUCGGCAGUCAUCGCAGGGAAAGUGUUUUGUGUUCACGGAGGUCUUUCGCCUUCAAUACAAACGCUUGAUCAGAUCCGGACGAUAGACAGGAAGCAGGAAGUACCACACGAUGGGCCGAUGUGUGAUCUCCUUUGGUCAGACCCAGAAGAAAGUGUUGGUUGGGGUGUUAGUCCUAGAGGAGCUGGUUUUCUGUUUGGUUCUGAUGUGGUCAAGGCUUUUUGCGAGACAAAUGGUGUGGAUUUAAUUUGCCGAGCACAUCAGUUGGUUAUGGAAGGCUAUAAAUGGCACUUUAAUGAGACAGUUCUCACUGUUUGGUCUGCUCCUAAUUAUUGUUACAGAUGCGGUAAUGUGGCAGCGAUCUUAGAACUUGACGAACAGUUGAACAAGGAGUUCACCAUUUUUGAGGCAGCUCCACAGGAAAAUCGUGGAGCUCCUGCUAAAAAACCGCAACCGGACUAUUUCUUAUAA